Messenger RNA from Dendrobium catenatum, 1756 nucleotides. Its product is annotated as protein TIFY 4B-like. Gene Ontology annotation, cellular component: nucleus. Gene Ontology annotation, biological process: regulation of defense response; response to wounding; regulation of jasmonic acid mediated signaling pathway. NCBI's taxonomy places the organism in Eukaryota, Viridiplantae, Streptophyta, Magnoliopsida, Asparagales, Orchidaceae. Bases 200 to 1273 code for a protein of 357 amino acids. The record is from RefSeq and is a predicted model, not a curated record. The transcript is spliced from 9 exons.
AAUAUUUACUCUUCCCCUCCCAAAUGAAAAUAUUUUUUUGCAAAAACAAUUAUAAAAUUAUGAAGCAAGAGCUUUUAUCGACAGAGCAAAGGGGCUAGCGAGCGGAAAAAGGGCAAAAGGAUUGCGCCGUGUGGGAUAGAUCAGUCGAUCGAUCUCUGUAUCUUGAAUCCGGCGGGAUCCGGCUGUCGCCGCCGCCGAGAUGAACCCGGAUGUGGCGUCCAUGGGGAAAUCGCUGCUCGAGAAGCCACUGAAUCUGCUCACUGAGGACGACAUCGCGCAGAUAACAAGAGAGGAAUGCCGUCGAUUCCUCAAAGACAGAGGCAUGCGCCGACCUUCUUGGAACAAGUCGCAGGCGAUCCAGCAAGUGAUAUCUCUGAAGGCGCUUCUCGAGGGCCGAUCAGAUCCAGAGGAUCUCUCCGCUGCCGCUAGGGUUAGACGGAAACCGCGGAGCAGUUCGCCGACUCACACUUCACUGCCCUCUCCGACUAAGGACGCGGGCGGAAGCAGCGACUCACGGAGUGUACCGCCGCAGGAGAAGGAUCCUUCGCCGUACCGGAGGAAAGACCCGAUGCCGCCUCCUUUUACCGCCGGUGAUGUGCCAUGCCUUCUUUCCGCUGCUGGAAAGUCGCUUCUCCCUCAGCAGAAUCACCUCCCACACCCUAGGACCUUCGCCGACGAGUCUCUGGAGCAGCUCACGAUAUUCUACGGCGGUAAGGUCAACGUAUACGACGGCGUGCCGUCGGCUAAGGCUCGGGACAUAAUGCUGCUUGCGGCCAACCCGGAUACGUACGACGCAGCGACCGUAGCGCCAAUAUCUUCCGGUCCGCCUUUGCUAAAUCGGUUUGCUCCGGCUUACACUUCACCGAUUUGGGCCGGACCGUCCACCGGCGCCCGAUCUUGUAUAAACACACCGGCAGGAAAGUUGCAGCGAAACUUUAAGGACAGCCUCGAGCAGGGAAGGGCCUCGCGGGAACCACUGCCUGAGUGUCCAACAAGUAGAAAAGCAUCAUUGAAACGGUACCUGGAGAAAAGAAAAGACAGGUACAAGGGGAGACGAAUAAUUGAAGGAUCAUCUUCGUCAGGCAUGGAGGUGAUGUACUUUAGUCAAAAAUUCUGCGGGACGGGGCAAAAUGAACUGUCAAGCAGGAGCAACAGUAGCUCAUCCAUGCAGCCCAGGCCACCUUACCCGCCACUUAGUAGGUGCACAUCCAUUGAAGCAAAGAAGCUUGGAUUCUGUGUUGAUCUCAAUGAUGAUGGUGCUGGUGGCAACUGAAGGGGGUGGCUGGUGGGACGAUGACACGCAACCCAGCACACCAGUUCUCUUGCAAAUGCGCCUCCUUUGUUCAUGAGUGGCCCUAUUGCAGUUCCAUUGAUGGCUUGAAGAAGCUAAAGACCAAGUUCUCCAUUUUAACUGUUUUGGCGCAACAGAUUCAAGUGCUCUUGAGUUUGCAGCCGAAUGAAGACUUCAAUCACAGUGGUCUGAACUUCGGCCCCAGAAACCCCUUUCAUGCCAAUACGAUCAGAAGAGCUACAGGAGCACCAGCUGGGAUUCUCUUGAGCCUAUUCUCAGGUGAUUCUGAGAUACAAAGCUAAACUCCUUAUUUUUCAUGUGAAGGUGGCUAAAAGGCAUUAGAUUGGCUUGUUUUGUUGCAUAAUGAAGUUGCCCAUCUGCCAUUCUUUGCCAGCUACCUGAUAGUUUUUUGCGCUGUAAUUUUGGAUUUGAAAUUAUCAUUUAGUUUUAUUGAGUUUUUGAUUA